CCUAAACAACCACCAUGGCCCAGAACGGAAAUGAGACCCUCUCGCCAGUACCUGCCGUUCGAGUCCGAGUCGUCGGUCUGUCUUCUUUUCCGCCGCAAUUGCAAGCCAAAACUUCCACCUCGCCUCUUGCCGUUCUCAGCGGUAUGCCGAUCUCCCGCCUUCUUUCUUCACGAGAAGCGGGUUGGCAUCUCUUUCGUUCCGACUCGGCGUCACAUUGCUAUCUAAUUCUUCCGGCUGGCGGUGCUCAGUUCAGUGCUGUAUACAGUAUUGCUCGAAGACCACGCCCUGUUGGCCGCACACCCGAUACUGGCACCGGUGCUUCCAGCAACUCAUGCCAAUGA
Molecule: messenger RNA, 341 nt
Organism: Mycena indigotica
Lineage: Eukaryota; Fungi; Basidiomycota; Agaricomycetes; Agaricales; Mycenaceae
Exons: 4
Coding region: 15-341 (108 amino acids)
Source: RefSeq, a predicted model, not a curated record